This is a messenger RNA of Vombatus ursinus (common wombat), 1736 nucleotides long. It is a transcript of the gene MPPED2, whose product is annotated as metallophosphoesterase domain containing 2. The transcript is spliced from 7 exons. Gene Ontology annotation, molecular function: hydrolase activity. NCBI's taxonomy places the organism in Eukaryota, Metazoa, Chordata, Mammalia, Diprotodontia, Vombatidae. The record is from RefSeq and is a predicted model, not a curated record. The coding region runs from base 471 to 1355 and encodes 294 amino acids.
GUCCCUGUCACUGCACUGCUCUGCUCCCUCCUCCAGCUCGCCUCUCGCUCUCCUUCUCCCUCUCUCCCUCUCCCUCACUCCCUAGCUCUCUUUCUCCUCAGAUCGAGGCUGCUCCCAUUGCCUCUCUCCCUCUCUCCCUCUCAUUUCCAACCCAGCCAGCCGGUGGGACCUCCAGGGUCGAAGGUUCUGCCCUGCCUCCACCAACCUCCACCUCCCCAGCGCCUCUCUCCUUCUCUCCCUGUCUUCUUCUCUCCCUCUCUCUAACCAGCUCUUUCCAACUCCCCUAUGGAUCGGCUCCUUUCAGAGCACUGAAGGCAUCUCCAAGACCCACAUCCCAGCCGGAGAAAGAAACUCAGGGCCUUGAUGAGUAAGUCGCUCCUCGGGUCCGGUCUUUGGCUGCAACACACAAUGCCUGCUCCCAUCCUUUGCUCCGGAAAAUUGUGAAUUGCUCAUGACUAUAAGGAGGAAGGAUGGCACAUGGGAUCCCUUCUCAGGGCAAAGUUACCAUCACCGUGGAUGAGUACAGCUCCAACCCAACCCAGGCUUUCACUCACUACAAUAUCAACCAGAGCAGGUUCCAGCCUCCACAUGUACAUAUGGUCGACCCUAUCCCAUACGACACUCCAAAACCAGCGGGCCACACACGGUUUGUCUGCGUCUCAGACACACACUCCAGAACAGAUGGUAUCCAGAUGCCUUAUGGGGACAUCCUUCUCCACACAGGCGAUUUCACCGAGCUGGGACUGCCCUCAGAGGUUAAGAAGUUUAAUGACUGGUUAGGAAGCCUGCCAUAUGAAUAUAAAAUAGUGAUUGCUGGGAAUCAUGAACUGACAUUUGACAAGGAAUUCAUGGCUGACCUUGUUAAACAAGACUACUACCGUUUUCCUUCAGUGUCCAAAUUGAAACCAGAGGACUUUGACAAUGUUCAGUCGCUCCUGACAAACAGUAUUUACUUGCAAGAUUCGGAGGUAACAGUGAAAGGGUUCAGAAUAUACGGGGCUCCUUGGACGCCAUGGUUUAAUGGAUGGGGCUUUAACCUACCCAGAGGUCAGUCUUUGCUGGACAAGUGGAACCUCAUCCCAGAGGGAAUUGAUAUACUAAUGACACAUGGCCCUCCUCUUGGUUUUCGAGACUGGGUCCCCAAGGAGCUUCAGCGAGUUGGCUGCGUUGAACUGUUAAAUACAGUGCAGAGACGAGUACGGCCCAAACUCCAUGUCUUUGGUGGAAUUCAUGAAGGUUACGGCAUCAUGACAGAUGGUUACACAACGUACAUCAACGCCUCAACGUGUACAGUCAGCUUUCAGCCAACCAACCCCCCCAUUAUAUUUGACCUUCCAAACCCUCAAGGAUCAUGAAGCACUCUAAAUGCCCCAAUUGGAGCAAAGGAAAGAAGGUUGAUAAACUGCCAUUUUUCUAAUUCUAAACUUACAUUCUCUUACAUGUUUCUUUCCAAAUUCUGUGAGUUUUUUGUAAAAUUGCUGGUACAAAAACGACGCUAGAGGUUGUGCUUUUUUUUCCCUUUCUUUUCUAUUUCUUUCUUUUUUUUAUUUUUUAUUUUUUGAAAUGCGGCAUCCGUUUUAAAUUGAUAAAGCAUUGUGGAUUUGUAAAAGGACUCCUGUUUUCUCAAUGACCAUGCCAUUGUAAAUCAUUAGUGUUCUCCAAAGGACAGCCAAGCUUUCUUUUAAGAAAUGAGAAAUGUUAUUUUAUAUGAUAUAAGCUGGAAGAAAAAAAAAAGA